AUGCAGCGAAAAGCUAUGAAACAGCUUGGGAAGGUCACCCAAUGGACACAAGAGAAGAAGGUGUUCUCAGGGGAGAAGACGCAGCUUUCAUCCGAGUUCCAAGAGUUCGAGAGGGAGGUAGAUGUCAAGCGAGUUGGGAUAGAGCGAUUGCACGCAACCUCCAUGCCCUUCUUUGAGAACAUCACCAAGCUCAAGACGUCCGCCGACCCAAAUGCGGGCAAGGAUAAGGUGCUGCUCACAGAGGCGUUGGGGCUGGUUAUGAUUGACUAUGGAGGGGAUUUGAAGGACGCCUUUGGCGACGCGCUAGCGAAAUACGGCCGGACGAGAUGCAAGAUGGCUAUUGCGCAAGAGGAGUUUGGCGGACGUCUACGCGAGAACUAUAUCGCAGGGAUGGAACGCUCUAUCGACGCUGUCAACGAGUACAAGACAUUCCGGAAGAAGCUGGACUCUAGGCGAUUGGCACUGGACUCAGCGAUCUCCAAGUUGAACAGCUCGAAGAAGGAGAAGGAUCAGCGAGGGUUGGAGCUGGAGGUCGAGAUGGCCCGAGAGCGAUUUGAUGAGGUCUCGGAAGAGACAACGGGCCGCAUGGAAGUGAUCCAAGGCGAACAAGAGCAGCAGUUUGGCGAACUUGCAGACCUGCUCGAGGCGGAGCUGGAGUAUUUCGCAAAGUGCAAAGAUCUGCUCGAGGAGCUCCGCGAUUCUUGGCCAUCCGGAUCCGCCGCUGCAUCCAGCUCCAAUCGGCCCCGCGCCAAAUCCAACGCCUCAGCCCGUUCUGCCGGCCGCGCAAAAUCGCGCCCAUCGGCCGACUCGUCAGAGGACGAAUCCUCCACCAACCGCGCUCGGUCCCACUCCAACGCGUCCGCUUCUGCAUCUACCGGAAAGACCGGCCGGCUGAGCAUGCUCCCUUCUUUCGGGUCGUUCGGGCGUAAAUCCGGCUUGAGCGUCGCGACCAAGUCGAAGCGGAAAGAGCGAUACGGGGAUGAGGGACGGCUCCCCUCUGAGCCGGACGACUCGGAGGAGGAGUACGAGGAGCGGCCCGUCCUUAGUCCUCGGGCGCAGUAUGCGCUGAACGGGCGCGCACGAUCGACGAGCACCAUGGGCUCCAAUAACCAGGUCAUGCAGGCCGACUCACCUACCCAAAGUAGCGCGGUCCCUCCGCCCAUGCGGCGAACGUAUACCACCCCCGCGUCGUCGAAUGUGCGGUACGUCAAGGCCCUAUACGCUUAUGCGGGUACAAAGCCGGACGAAUUGUCAUUGAGACAGGGCAUGGUCGUUGCUGUCAAGAGCGAGAUCUCGGGGGAUUGGUGGAUCGGGGAAGGGGAGGGAAGGUCGGGCAUGUUCCCUGCGGCAUAUACGGAGCCUUACGUCCCUUCACCAACCAGCACUACUGCCACCCCGCCACCGAUGCCAAAACGGACCCUUCCACCCAUGGCUGGCGCGAGUGGAGGCGGACGCACCCUUCCUCCGCCGGCACGUACCGCAUCCUCUCUGGCGACACACCACCUUCCCCCUAGUCCCUCCCUCGACCUCUCCACCUCCGACUCGGAGCUGUCGCAGGGGUACGACGACGCCGAUCACUAUGCCACGGCAUCACUGGCCGCCAACCCCGUCAUGGAGUCGUCUACCCCCGCUAACCGGUCCCGCUCCUCCACCAUCACCGGCAAGAAGGCCCCGCCACCCCCACCGCCCAUGUCUCGCCGGAGUCAGAGCAGCCAGAACAUCCUCGGUCAAGCGAGUUUGGCGCCUCCACUUCCGGCGGUCGGACGCAAUCGGUCCAACACCGGAAAUGCUAUCAGGAACUUUAGCCUCGAGAGCUCGCCGGAGGGGUCGCCUUUCAUGGGGGACGAGGACGAAGAGUAUGCCGAGCGGGCGGGGGCUGGGGGCGGGACGAUUGUGGAUUGUGCCGAGUGCGGGUGUGCGGACUUCACGCAGAAUGUGUUCAAGGGGAAGGGGAUGUGUUCGACUUGUUAUCAUCAGCACUGA
Messenger RNA from Dioszegia hungarica, 1983 nucleotides. RefSeq lists its product as uncharacterized. Gene Ontology annotation, biological process: plasma membrane tubulation; endocytosis; actin cortical patch localization. The coding region runs from base 1 to 1983 and encodes 660 amino acids. Gene Ontology annotation, molecular function: protein binding; lipid binding. NCBI's taxonomy places the organism in Eukaryota, Fungi, Basidiomycota, Tremellomycetes, Tremellales, Bulleribasidiaceae. The record is from RefSeq and is a predicted model, not a curated record. The transcript has 11 exons. Gene Ontology annotation, cellular component: medial cortex; mating projection tip; actin cortical patch.